AUGCCGUUCAGCAAGAAGCCCGCCUUCGAUGACUUGCCGCUGGACAAGACGGGUCCGCCCGGCAAUGCAUGGGGAUUAUUUGGACCCGACGACCAGUGUGGUAUGUUGAAUCUUCUCACCCCCGAUCGAACGCGUGCUGCUGCAAGCGAAAUCCGCGACGGGGUUCGCAUUUCCACCGACUGGCCACUGGAUCGUAUCACCACGCCCGCAUUCAAUCGGAUCCCAUUUGCCCAGACCAUCUCAAACAUCGCCCCCACAUCUGUCAACGAUGACAUUCUGCACUUCAACACCCAGUCUAGCUCGCAGUGGGACGGUCUGCGGCAUUUUGGCUACCAGGAACAGCGACUGUAUUUCAACGGCCGUACCCUCGACGACAUCCUGACUACGAAGAUUAAUGGGAUUCACACAUGGGUGGAAACCGGUGGCAUCAUCGGACGGGGGGUCUUGCUAGAUUAUGUCGCUUGGGCAGAGGCCAACCAUGUCCCUGUGAAGCCUUUCACAAGCCAGUCCAUCACAGUCACUGAUCUGGAGAAAGUGGCCCAGGCUCAAGGCACAGAGUUGAAUCCCGGUGAUAUCUUGUUCAUCCGAGCGGGCUGGGGACGGGGAUAUGCCCAACUAUCUCAAGAUGAAAUCUCUGCGAUGGCUAUCAUCCCCACGCCCCCGGCGAUCGGGAUCGAGUCGUCAGAGGCCACACUCCGGUGGCUCUGGGAGAAGGAAUUCGCUGCUGUCGCUAGUGACACCCCGAGCUUUGAGGCCUGGCCGUGCCAGGACUUCAAGUACUGGCUACAUGAGUGGCUGCUGGCCGGUUGGGGGCUUCCGAUCGGGGAAAUGUUCGAUUUAGAGCAGCUGAGCGAGGAGUGUCGAAAGAGGCAGCGCUGGUCAUUUUUUUUCACCAGCGUUCCAUUAAAGGUGAGUUAUACUGCCGACUGUGAUCCGUUGUUUCCCAAUUUAUUCAUAAUCCGCUUCCUCGACUAG
Molecule: messenger RNA, 975 nt
Organism: Aspergillus piperis CBS 112811
Lineage: Eukaryota; Fungi; Ascomycota; Eurotiomycetes; Eurotiales; Aspergillaceae
Exons: 2
Coding region: 1-975 (324 amino acids)
Molecular function (GO): arylformamidase activity
Source: RefSeq, a predicted model, not a curated record